UCGCUUGCUUCACACACACUUUUCGUUUCUGCCAGAAGGCGCUGAUGAGAGUGGGAACUUAAACAGUCACUUCUCCUUUACAAGAAGUUCAUUUUAUCGUCGAACAUAUGUAACCGAAUUAAUGCCAGGGUGGUUUGACAGUAAAUACAGUUAGCUCGCAACUUCAGACGGUUGUUUUAACAUCCUAAUGAGAUGUUUACGAUGUAGCGUCAGAUAGUUUUGGUGGAAGGGGGGGGCGAGGUUUGUGUAAACAUCUGAGAAUGUUGACAAGACUCCAAACGAGCUGCUGAGAAAACACAGCCACAUAUCGUUUACUGGGCUCCGGGUAUGUUUAAUAUUGUAAUAUUUUCCGAGAACUAAAAGCAAGUGACUUUACCGGUAACGUUAGCGGUCUUUAUCAAAUGCUGUCUAGGAAGGCAGCUCACUAUGUUUUGAAACACAGCCGCUGUCUUUAUUCGAGUUGCUUCCUAUGUCUGUACCUGCAACUGAGAGCAGGCGUCUACUUAUGAAUGUAAGCGAUAACAUAACCUGUCCCACUGACUCUUUCGAGGAAUGAAAUAUUCUGUGAUAGACACUGUCUACUGAGAUGACCUGACUUCAUGUAUUUAAAAAAAAUGGCAGGAAUAACAUGGUAUCAGAAAAAGAUCGGAGCCUAUGAUCAGCAGAUCUGGGAAAAGUCACUGGAACAGACUGAGCUCAAGGGCUUCGGAAGCAAACCUAAGAAGACUGGCCAUAUCAAGCCAGGCCUCAUUGAUGUUGACCUAGUGAGAGGUUCUACAUUUAGCAAGACCAAACCAGAGAGCCCUUGGACCGCUCUGACUCGUAAAGGCUUGGUCAGGGUCCUCUUUUUUCCUUUCUUCUUUCAGUGGUGGAUCCAAGUUACAUCUAAAAGCAUAUCCGCCCUCAUCUUAGUUCUGUACUUCCUUCAAGUGGCAGGAGCUGUGUUGUAUUUUGAGGUACCUGCAGCCUGUUCCAGUGAGGUUGUGGGUCCAUUGUGUCUCAUGCUGUUGUUGGGUACAGUACACUGCCAAAUAGUAUCCACAGAAUCCUCCAGAAGCCCAGACAACAGCCCUGUCCUCAGCCGGACGGCCAGCCCUGUUCGCAGGAAAAGACAGAGGAAGAGUAGAAAAUCAAAGAGGUCUGAGGAUGAGAGCAGCAAAGGGGGAGGGAUAGUAGAACUCAAACUUGAAGACAGCCAUCGGCUCUACAGAUCAGAGAAGAGACUGAAUUCCCCAAGGAGGCCUCCGUAUGGGGCUUCUGAAGAUAUCUCUAGUGAGGAAGAAGAAGAAGAAGCAGCAGAGCUGCAAAGAGAGAGACUCUUCUCAUCAGCACCUUCUAAAUACGCUCGAGCGCUCCGGAAUAGACUUCACAACAUCCCCAAGAACAAUCCGCCACCCCAGACUCAGGGAGAGAAUAACGGCAGGGCAACAGAUGGCCCGGCGCUGGCACAUGAAGUCGAGCUUCUGCGGCGGCCGUCAGAGGGCUCACGUCCAGCCUCUGACACAGAUGAUAUGUUAUGGGAGGAGCUUUUACACGAUCCUGACUCCGCCUCCACAGGAAACAGCAAAAGUGGGGAGGAGGAGCCUCACAGUCAAAACCACUCCCUCCCUUUUCCCAACAUCACUCUGACGAGUGAUGAGGAUGAAGCCUUACCGCAGCACCAAUUUUCGUGGCUGCAGGCUUGUCACCCCUCCAAAGAUCGUGUCAGUGCCAUUAUCUGGGAGCAAGGAGAGUGUAAGAAAGCUGACAUGUCCGUGCUGGAGAUCAGUGGUAUCAUUCUCACAAGAGUGAAGGUGGUCGAACAAGGGAUGGGUUAUCUGAUCUUCGGCAGUCUGGUUACCACCUCACUGGCUCUGCUGCCCUACUGCUUCAGACUGGCACAGAAACUGGAUGUUGCCAAUCUCAGUUCUGUGUCUUUCGAGGAACUGUCCACAGUGGCCAUUGGGCCACCUUGUGCCUUGUCCUAUGCAUUCUUCAUCAUCACCACAAUAGAAAGAGUUUUCCUCUCUGGGCUCUUCUUCUUCAUGAUGUGUGUGGCUGAGAGGACAUAUAGACAGCGCCUUUUGUUUGCAAAAUUAUUCAGCCAUCUCACAUCUGCACGCAAAGCCAAAAAAUCUGAGAUUCCUCACUUUCGACUGAAGAAAGUGCAAAAUAUCAAGAUGUGGCUUUCCCUUCGAUCAUUCCUAAAGAGACGAGGCCCUCAGAGGUCUGUCGAUGUCAUUGUCUCAUCGAUUUUCCUCCUGGCUUUGUCUAUUUCCUUCAUCAUCUGUGCCCAGCUUUUGCACAGUCAUCACACAUUUCUGGAUUCAGAGACCAACUGGGAGCUGAUGGUCUGGUGUGCUGCUCUAAUGAUUUUCCUCCUACGCCUCGCUACCCUCGGAGCUGAGACCAACCGAAAGUAUAGCAAUGCUUCUGUGCUUCUGACUGAACAGAUAAACUUGUAUCUUAAGAUGGAGAAGAAACCCAACAAAAAGGAUCAGCUGAACAUAGUGAACAACGUGCUGAGGCUGGCCACAAAAUUACUAAAAGAACUGGACACUCCAUUUCGUCUGCUUGGUCUGACAGUGAACCCGCUCAUCUGCAAUAUCACGAGAGUGGUCAUCCUGUCAGCCAUCUCAGCUGCUGUCAGUGAUUUACUAGGGUUCAACAUCCGGCUCUGGAAGAUCAAACCUUGAUGUGAUGCCUUUACACUUACAACGUCUUAACACUUGGUCCAGAGAGACUCUUAAGUGCACUUGUGCACAACCUACCAGAUGACCAAGUUAUAUUUUAAAAACUGUGCAUAUCUACUGACCAAACUUAUUCAUGACUUUUCCUCCCUAACCUGUGCCUUCGGCCAGUCCGAGCAAACCUGUGUUCAGCUCAAAUUCGUCAUUGAGAUUUCCUCAUUGAUAUUUGAACUUUAGAACUGUAAAGAAUGCUGCAGUAGGUUUUAUUGAUGCACUUGCUUACUGUAACUACUUAACAGCUUGAUGUUAUA
Molecule: messenger RNA, 2980 nt
Organism: Carassius carassius (crucian carp)
Lineage: Eukaryota; Metazoa; Chordata; Actinopteri; Cypriniformes; Cyprinidae
Gene: phtf1
Product: putative homeodomain transcription factor 1
Exons: 16
Coding region: 600-2675 (691 amino acids)
Cellular component (GO): endoplasmic reticulum
Source: RefSeq, a predicted model, not a curated record